Messenger RNA from Magallana angulata, 7007 nucleotides. RefSeq lists its product as uncharacterized. Lineage: Eukaryota; Metazoa; Mollusca; Bivalvia; Ostreida; Ostreidae. Gene Ontology annotation, molecular function: protein binding. The transcript is spliced from 7 exons. The record is from RefSeq and is a predicted model, not a curated record. The coding region runs from base 83 to 5932 and encodes 1949 amino acids.
AAAGGCUAGGCGUUGUCCCAAAGCCCGCUUCUGCUUUAGGACUUUGUUAGUGUGAAGCUGCUAGUUUUGUAGAAUAAAAACAAUGGCUCAUCACACGCAACUGUGCAUUGUGCUUUUUGGAACAUGUCUUUUCUCUAUUCUCCUGCUCCUCGAGUGUAGAAAGCUGAAAGGUUACGAGUUCCCGGUGUAUUCAGCAAAAGAAUGCCCUGGAAAUCAAGCAGAGUGGAAAAACAGGUCCUCUGCUAUCAACUGCACGGAGAGUAAUGGAUACAUGUGUCUACCAAACGAAAACUUAACAGACUUGUUAGAAUUUUGUUACAUAUAUCCACGAAUACUGGUUAAAGAAGGUCUCUGUUUAUACUUGGCCAAACGCGUCUCUAGAGUAAACUCAUAUAACUGCCGCAAAUUUACACAUGGAUGCCCUGAAUUGAAUUAUUUCUCCUCUGAAACUUAUGUUCAUCCGAGUUGUAUGGAAAUUGAAAAUGGGUGUUUCUCUGCUGAACCUAGUUGCAAAAGACAGCCUUUACAGCGCAAAACUUCAAUCGACGAUACGACACUUGCAAUCAUUUUGGGAGUAUAUAUUCCCGCAUGCAUUCUAUGUAUUUUGGUAUUCUACGUGGUCAGAAAAAAAUUCGGUAUCUGCAAAAAAAGAAGGGAUACAGUUAGAGAUGACGAGGAAACGCAAUUACUACUUUGUGGAUAUGAACAGCGUGAACCAACGGACAAUUACAUAGAAUAUCCUAUUGAAGAAGUCAUAUUCGACCAAUGGGAACACGAGGACAUUAAUUUUAUUUCAACAAAGGCGUGUAAAGAAGUAGAAAAAUUAAUUAAAAGCAGGAACCUGGUUAUUGUUGCUGGUCAUUCAGGAUCCGGAAAGUCAGCCAUCCUUCAACAUAUCACGCUCCAAUACAGAAAACGGGGCUGGACUAUAAGACGAGUAAAAAAAGUAGAAGACAUCGUAAAUGAAUAUAAUUCAAGUCGAUUUCAAAAACAAGAAGAUAAAACCAUUUGUAUUUUUAAUGAUCCAUUGGGAAAAGAAUCUUUUGAUGAAAUAUAUAAUGAUUCAUGGGAAAGAUAUGAGGCAGAUUUAAAGUUCUUCCUAAAAACAGCAAAAAUUCUCAUGACAUGUAGAAAUUAUAUCAUAUCUGAUUCCAGAGUGGCGCGUUAUCUCAUUAAUCAAUCAGCUAUUGUAGACAUCGAUAAUGAGAAAUACAAAUUGUCUGUUGAUGAAAAACGUCAUAUUUUGACAAAAUAUACAUUAAAUAUGAAUUUAUCCGACGAGGAUUGUAAUGCGAUCGUCGAAGUAGAAAGGUAUUUCCCGUUAUUAUGUAAUUUAUAUUCUAGCAAAGAAGAAUACAUUUCUAAAGGGAUACGAUUUUUUACUGAACCCGCAACAGUGAUGAAAGAGGAAAUAAUAGGGUUCAAAGAAAAAGACAAGGGUAAAUAUUUUGCGUUGGCUCUCCUUGUUCUUUUUAACGAUGAUCUUUGCGCAAGUGAUCUUUUAAAAGAUAAAGACACGGACAACAAAUUCAAACACACGUUAAAACUUUGUGGAUUACCAGAGAGCACACCGAUUAAAGCUAUUAGGAACAAUCUUGAUUCCCUAAAGAACUGUUUUGUCAAGUUGAUUGGCGACAGGUAUCAUUUUUAUCACGAUUUGGUGAUGGAAGUUACCACUUAUAUGUUUGGGACAAAUUAUCCAACAGAAACAAUAAAAUACACUGACAUUGGCUUCCUCAGAAAAAGAGUACAAUUAGGAGACUGUAAAAAAGACAGCGACCCGUUCACUAUCUAUCUAAGUGACAUUUACAUAGAGAUACUUGCAGAAAGGCUUUUUACUGAACUGUUUGGAAAUCGCUUAAUUGAUGUUGUUCUCAAUCAUUGUCUAAAGAAUAUAAAAGUAAUUGGAACGUUGAAAAAAAUAAUCCAAAAGCAUCCACAAAAACUGCCGAUGCUACUUAAAAAGAAAAAUCUAAAAUUAAAAAAACACAUUCACCACAUAGCAAAACAAAUACAUAUAACGAAACUCGCUUUUCUGGGUUUGGAAAAUGACCUAUCACCACUAUUUGUACUGAUCGUUUUUAGUCAUACGGAUUUAUCACAUACAUGCUUAGAUACUCUGCAACAAAUGCAUACUAAUCUUCGUUCCUUGCUUCCUGCAGUGUAUUGUAAUGGAUCAAUGGAAUUGUUUCGUAUAAUUUCUAAAGAUUGUGAUGAAAAGUCGUUAACAAAAGAUUGGGGGGGACUCUCCCCUAUUCAUAUUGUAAGCGUAUUCCAUAAUUAUGAAAUGCUUCAAGAAUUAAUUAGGGUCGGUGUCGAUGUAAAUUCGUUAAGUCGAACCGGUGAUCACUGGACCCCCUUACAAUUAGCAGCUGGUAAUGAUACCCAAGAAUACGGAGACGAAAACCAUGGAGAACAAAAUGAAGCACAAAGAUACAAAACUGUAGGACUAUUACUCAAUAAUGGAGCAGAUAUUAAUUUAUGUACGGAGGACGGGGUCAGUCCUCUCCAUAUAGCUUGUCAAUAUGGACAUGAAACCAUUGUUAAAAUGUUACUAGACUAUAAAGCAGACAUCAAUGAACAAACGGAAGAUGGAGCGAGUCCUUUAAUACUAGCUUGUGAAAAUGGGCAUUUUAUCACGGUAUCAUGUUUACUGAUUAAUUGGGCACGCAUUAAUUUAUGUAAAAAAGAUGGAACAAGUCCUCUCUACACAGCUUGUGUAUACGGACAUGAUAAAAUUGUACAACUGUUACUCAGCUUCGACGCAGAUAUUAAUUUAUGUAAAAAUGACGAUGGAACCAACCCUCUCUUUAUAGCUUGUCAACAUGGACAUGAUAGCACAGUACAACUCUUACUGAGUAAUCGAGCAGACAUUAAUUUAUGUAUAAAAGAUGGAGCCAGUCCUCUCUAUAUAGCUUGUCAAAACGGACAUGAUAAUACAGUACAAAUUUUACUGCAUAAUGGGGCAGAUAUUAACUUAUGUAUGGAUGACGGAGCCAGUCCUCUCCUUAUAGCUUGUCAAAACGAACAUGAUAAUACAGUACAAAUUUUACUGAGUAAUGGGGCAGAUAUUAAUGCAUGUAUGAAAGACGGAGCCAGUCCUCUCUUUAUAGCUUGUCAAUGGGAACAUGAUAGCACAGUGCAACUUUUACUGAGAAAUGGAGCAGACAUUAAUUUAUGUAUGAAGAACGGAGCCAGUCCUCUCAUUAUAGCUUGUCUCAACGGCCAUGAUUAUACAGUACAAAUUUUACUGCAUAAUUGGGCAGAUAUUAAUUUAUGUAUGGAAGAUGGAGCAAGUCCUCUCUUUAUAGCUUGUCGCAACGGACAUGAUAAAAUUUUACAAAUUUUACUGAGUAAUGGGGCAGAUAUCAAUGCAUGUAGGAAGGACGGAGCCAGUCCUCUCAUUAUAGCUUGUCGCAAAGGCCAUGAUAAUACAGUACAAAUUUUACUGCAUAAUGGGGCAGAUAUUAAUUUAUGUAUGGAAGAUGGAGCAAGUCCUCUCUUUAUAGCUUGUGAUAACGGACAUGAUAAAAUUGUACAAAUUUUACUGAGUAAUGGGGCAGAUAUCAAUGCAUGUAUGAAGAACGGAGCCAGUCCUCUCUAUAUAGCUUGUCAAUGGAGACAUGAUAGCACAGUGCAACUUUUACUGAGAAAUGGAGCAGACAUUAAUUCAUGUAUGAAGGACGGAGCAAGUCCUCUCAUUAUAGCUUCUCUCAACAGACAUGAUAAUACAGUACAAAUUUUACUGCAUAAUGGGGCAGAUAUUAAUUUAUGUAUGAAUGACGGAGCCAGUCCUCUCCUUAUAGCUUGUCGCAACGGCCGUGAUAAUACAGUACAAAGUUUACUGCAUAAUGGGGCAGAUAUUAAUUUAUGUAUGGAAGAUGGAGCAAGUCCUCUCUUUAUAGCUUGUGAUAACGGACAUGAUAAAAUUGUACAAAUUUUACUGAGUAAUGGGGCAGAUAUUAAUGCAUGUAUGAAAGACGGAGCCAGUCCUCUCUAUAUAGCUUGUCAAUGGAAACAUGAUAGCACAGUGCAACUUUUACUGAUAAAUGGAGCAGACAUUAAUUUAUGUAUGAAGAACGGAGCCAGUCCUCUCAUUACAGGUUGUCGCAACGGCCAUGAUUAUACAGUACAAAUUUUACUGCAUAAUGGGGCAGAUAUUAAUUUAUGUAUGAAUGACGGAGCCAGUCCUCUCCUUAUAGCUUGUCGCAACGGCCGUGAUAAUACAGUACAAAGUUUACUGCAUAAUGGGGCAGAUAUUAAUUUAUGUAUGGAAGAUGGAGCAAGUCCUCUCUUUAUAGCUUGUGAUAACGGACAUGAUAAAAUUGUACAAAUUUUACUGAGUAAUGGGGCAGAUAUCAAUGCAUGUAUGAAAGACGGAGCCAGUCCUCUCUUUAAAGCUUGUGAUAACGGACAUGAUAAAAUUGUACAAAUUUUACUGAGAAAUGGGGCAGAUAUCAAUGCAUGUAUGAAGAACGGAGCCAGUCCUCUCUAUAUAGCUUGUCAAUGGAGACAUGAUAGCACAGUGCAACUUUUACUGAGUAAUGGGGCAGAUAUCAAUGCAUGUAUGAAGAACGGAGCCAGUCCUCUCUAUAUAGCUUGUCGCAUCGGCCAUGACAAUACAGUACAAAUUUUACUGCAUAAUGGGGCAGAUAUUAAUUUAUGUAUGAAUGACGGAGCCAGUCCUCUCUUUAUAGCUUGUCGCAACGGCCGUGAUAAUACAGUACAAAGUUUACUGCAUAAUGGGGCAGAUAUUAAUUUAUGUAUGGAAGAUGGAGCAAGUCCUCUCUUUAUAGCUUGUGAUAACGGACAUGAUAAAAUUGUACAAAUUUUACUGAGUAAUGGGGCAGAUAUCAAUGCAUGUAUGAAAGACGGAGCCAGUCCUCUCUAUAUAGCUUGUCAAUGGAAACAUGAUAGCACAGUGCAACUUUUACUGAGAAAUGGAGCAGACAUUAAUUUAUGUAUGAAGAACGGAGCCAGUCCUCUCAUUACAGGUUGUCGCAACGGCCAUGAUUAUACAGUACAAAUUUUACUGCAUAAUGGGGCAGAUAUUAAUUUAUGUAUGGAAGAUGGAGCAAGUCCUCUCUAUAUAGCUUGUGAUAACAAACAUGAUAAAAUUGUACAAAUUUUACUGAGUAAUGGGGCAGAUAUCAAUGCAUGUAGGAAGGAUGGAGCCAGUCCUCUCAUUAUAGCUUGUCGCAACGGCCAAGAUAAUACAGUACAAAUUUUACUGCAUAAUGGGGCAGAUAUUAAUUUAUGUAUGGAAGAUGGAGCAAGUCCUCUCUUUAUAGCUUGUCAAAACGAACAUGAUAAAAUUGUACAAAUUUUACUGAGUAAUGGGGCAGAUAUCAAUGCAUGUAUGAAAGACGGAGCCAGUCCUCUCUAUAUAGCUUGUCAAUGGGGACAUGAUAGCACAGUGCAACUUUUACUGAGAAAUGGAGCAGACAUUAAUUUAUGUAUGAAAGACGGAGCCAGUCCUCUCAUUAUAGCUUGUCGCAACGGACAUGAUAAUACAGUACAAAUUUUACUGGGUAAUGGGGCAGAUAUAAAUUUAUGCAAUAUAAACGGAGCCACUCCUCUCUAUAAGGCUUGUGAAAACGGACAUAAUAGCAUCGUGCAACUUUUACUGAGUAAUGGAGCAGAAAAAGGUUUAUGUUUGAAAGACGGGAUAAGCCCUUUCUAUGUUGCUUUUCACUUAAGACAUUACAAAAUUGUUAAUAUUUUGAUUGAAAAUGGGGUCGAGACUAGUUUUUUUUGUGGAUUUGAAGUCAAACAUGAUUUGAAAGACUGCCCUAAUGAAAAUAAGGACAUCGUUGAAUUUUUAUUGGAAAAAGACAACAUCUUAGAUAACAUGUAUGACCCGAAUUCGUUUUUUUCUCUUUUUGUAUCAAGUCAAGUAGAAAGAGUGACAAGACUGAAAUUUGAGAAGUGAGUCUAAAUGUUAUAGAUUUUCCCGAUCAUUUUACAUAUAUAUUAGUUGUUAAGCUAUGGCAAUAUUGAAUAUUUUUGAGACAAAAAUCCCGGUAUAUAGCCAUUGAACGAGAUCAAAAUGUGGUUCAAGAUGACGGAUGACGGUCCAUACUCUUCGCCAUUUUUAAUCUCACGCCAAAAUCUCUUUUUAAAUGAUCUGUUCAUAUCUGAUUGAAAUCCCAGCACUUGAAAAUAGAUCUCAAAAAUAUUGUUUUAAAUAUUUGGCAAUGUUCUGUAAAUAUAGAGCAAGUCAAUUAAAUCUGUUUUCUUUUCAUAAUAUAAACAAAGCAUGCUGCCUUAAGUGCAUGUAUUGAAAAAAAUAAAAAACGGAUCAAACCGUGCACGCUUCAAAUGAAUCUUUUGACGCAAAUUGAUUGCGGAAAUGUAUUAUUGGCUUCGCCCUCCAAACGGUAACACCGAACAACUUCAAACGCUCAAAAGCAAGUAGUAACAUAUGAAAGUUCCUCAACAAAUUUGCUUUAAAACUUCAAAAAAGACAAAUUAAUGUUUUAUCGCAAAGAUUAUAGCCGAAAUGAUCGUCGACUGCAUUUGUUACUUAUUUUUGUUGAUUGAAUGUAUAUAAUAUCACAUUUCUAUAACAACUGGAAACAUUGUUCAUUGUUUCAACAUGUUUAAAAUGUAUUUGAGUUGCUAAAUAUCAUUGUUUUACUUCAUAAUGCAUUCUAUUCAUACUGUAUGUUUUGUAUAUUUGUUCUAUAAAAUUUCGAGUAGCGGUUAUUCAUGUACAAUUCUAAGUAUAAAGAGUCGGGUUGCGCAGCCUUACGUUGACGUAAGGCUUACGUAACGUCAGACAUAAACGUUAGGGAAUAAAAGUUGAAACAGCUUUGGAUUAGGUUAAUUGAAGAAUAGGCGCUACCAGAUUUUUUACAUUUGAUCAGCUGUUUCAAAAUAUAUAUGUUUACUCUGUAUGUAGCCAUUUCCAAUCUAUCCAUAGUGUCAAGGUAAAUAAACUUUGUUUAUUUUAAUGAAAAAUUCUAUUUACAGAAAUAUUUUUGAACUUGAUCUAAAUCUUGAGG